Drosophila bipectinata is the source of this 2658-nucleotide messenger RNA. It is a transcript of the gene Paip1, whose product is annotated as Poly(A) binding protein interacting protein 1. Gene Ontology annotation, molecular function: protein binding; translation activator activity; RNA binding. The record is from RefSeq and is a predicted model, not a curated record. Gene Ontology annotation, biological process: regulation of translational initiation. NCBI's taxonomy places the organism in Eukaryota, Metazoa, Arthropoda, Insecta, Diptera, Drosophilidae.
CGAAGCCAGGUGAAAUUUUUGCAAGAAGCAUGUGGUCACACCGAACCCGACGGUGAAAAGGCGAAAUAUUAAUUCUAAAAAAUUGCCAAUAGCGCAAAUAAUAGGCAGCGUGGAACCGACGUAGAGGAACGACCAGACAGACGAAAGCAGGCGAAAGUUGAAAAGGUGACGACGCAAGCAACGAGAAAAAAGAAAAUCGGCGACGUAUACUCGUUCGGCUUUGACAGAAUUCAGUUGCCACCGCUGCCACAAUGGAAUGCCGCGCCCCCUUUCAGCCCGAUGACCAGUAUGAGCAGCUGCGCCGCCCAAACGCCGGUGGUCCCGUUGGAGGAGGCAUGCCUUUAGAUCAGCAGGCCCAUCUUUACGAGUACGGGGCUGGGGCCCGUCAGGCCUACGCCCAGGUUCAGGACUAUCAGGCAGUAGCUUCGGGAUACCAGCAGCCGAUUCCGGCACAGGCCAAGCUCUCGGCCGCGGCCAGUAUUUUUGUUCCUCGUGGAGGUGCUCCACCGCAUCAGCGCCACCAGCCGCAGUACCAGCAGCAGGGUGGUGGCGGCGGAGGGGGCGGCCACCACGGACAGCAGCAGCGCUAUGCGAAUGGAUAUAAGCAGCACCAUCAUCAAAAUCAGCAGCAGCCGCACCACCAACAGCAGUCCCACUACAACCAUCACCACAACCAUCAGAAGUUCAACAAUGACAUGCACAAGCUGGCCAAUUCGGUGCAGAAUCGAUUGAACAUUGGAAAUCCGCAGGCGACGGGUAACUUCUAUCCGCAGCAGGUACACCAACCAAACACACACCACCACCACCAACAACAACAGCAGCAAUCACACCAACACGUCAAGUUUCAAAGGCAUGCCCACUUGAAUAACUCAUUCCAACAACUCGCACAGCCGACGCACCACCAGCAGCAGCCGCAGCAGCACGCGCACCACCAGCACAACCAGCAGCAGCAGUAUUUCCAAAACCAGAACCAUCAACAACAGCAGCAACAGCAACCGAGCACAUCAUCCGCUGCGGCAUCGUCCUCGUCGUCGGCCAACUCCAACUCGAACGCUCAGCCGGACAUGGCAACCAUUGCACUGGAAUACCUUGACACCGUCAUACAUUGCCUUAACCAGAAUCCGGGCCAAUUUGAUGCGAUUGCUUCGCGUUUCCUGACCAUUUUCGAUGGCAUGGAGAAUAACAACUACGUGCUUUCUAUUGCAAUGGAAGACAUUUUCGAAAAGUCGAUCGAGCAGCCAAAUUUCCGAUACAUGGGCGCCAAGCUCUACAACCUUUUGCACAUGCUUAACUUCAAGCCGGACUCGCUUUUCCACACACUGCUCAAGUGCAAGUUGGACUACCAUCAGGAGGAAGUUACCAAGUACAUGCGCUCCGGCGAGCAGCAGAAGGUGCGCGAGACAGCACUCUUCCUCGCCGAGCUGUACAUGCAAUUGCGCGGCGAGGACGACUCACGUCUUCAGUUGAUUGCCGUGAACAUUGUGUACUCGCUGAGUAAGCUGCUGGCCAGCGAGAGCAAUGAGAAUGUGCGUUGCAUUUGCCAGACUCUUAAGCUGGCCGGCUAUGAUCUUACUGCCGAUUGCCCCAAGGACAUGCAGGAUAUCAUCAUUGCAUUGCAGGCCAUUGAGGCCAAAUCGCCGGGCAAGUACCCGAUGGCAGCCAGUGUGAUCUCAUUGCAGCAGAACAACUGGGGCAGGAAGGUGUCGAAUUCCUUGGGCGGAGAGGAGGAUACGGUUACUGAGCCGCCGCGCCUGAGCGAUGAACCGGUCUUUUAUGGACCCGAUGGACGUGAGCUGACCGCCGAGGAGAGCGAGUUCCUGACCGCCCAAGACGAAGCCAACGGCAGCGAUGGAGACGACUUUGAUCUGCGCGACGGUGGAGAUCUGGAUCUGGAUGCUGAGAUGGACGAGGAGACCGAGCGCGCCUACAAGGAGUUCUGUAGCCAACAGAAGAAGACCUAAACUGCGUAGCGUGUGAUUAUUACGGAUUCUCAAGAGGCGUGGCAGUUGGGCGGAAGUAGAGAAGCAUUUCCGACAAAUUCUCGGUUGUAGAAUUGAUGAUUGCAGUGGCUUGGUUCAGAACCAAUUGUGAUUAUCUUUUAAAUUAUUGAUAGCAAAUUGUUUGUGAUAUCUUCCAGCAUAUUAUGACAUGUGUUAGCGAUUUUGUUUGAACGCUUUUUUUUUUUGUGAUACGCCCGUUCUGUAUCUAUAUCUAAGAGAUUCAAUUCCAAUUAAUAAGUUUGUCCUUUUUCCAUCUGUUUUCGUUCGCUAUAGUUAUGACCGCUUAAGUUCCAAUAACUAUCGAAGACGACAAGCUAGGAUUUAAAAAUAUAUAAAGCCACUGCCACGCCUCUGAGCCGCCCCCCAAACACUUACGCAACUGCACUCAAAGACUCGUACUCAUAUGCGCACCCCCACUCUUGCAUGGCACAUAUGCAGACUCAUAAAUGGCAGUAAGAACUAAACCGCUAAUUUCACAUUCAAUUAAACAUUCUCUUGAUCAUACGAAUCGAAAAAACAUAAUCGAAAACGAAAAAAAAAACAACAAAAAACCAAUACAACAGCAGCCACGCCUAAUUUUUAAAUACUUGUAAUUAAUGUUAACGAAACCAUGAUUUAAAAUAUAAAUAAAAUUUAUCGAAUUGCGUUUAAAAUAAAA